Molecule: messenger RNA, 598 nt
Organism: Juglans regia (Persian walnut)
Lineage: Eukaryota; Viridiplantae; Streptophyta; Magnoliopsida; Fagales; Juglandaceae
Product: 40S ribosomal protein S30-like
Exons: 1
Coding region: 270-458 (62 amino acids)
Biological process (GO): translation
Cellular component (GO): cytosolic small ribosomal subunit; ribosome
Molecular function (GO): structural constituent of ribosome
Source: RefSeq, a predicted model, not a curated record
GGAAAUGAACACAUGCUUUCCUACAGAUAUGAGUUAAUGUACAUUUUUUUCAAACCUUUUAUUUCGGUUGUUGGUUUUCUUCCCCCUGCUAUAGUCAACCGGGGUUGGGGAGCCAUUGGGAAAUCGUGACGUCAGCCGAUAUAUAUUAUUUAAAAAAUAAAUAAAGCAAACCCAAAAGGAAAACACGAGAAGAAAGCUACAACACACUCACCCUCUCUCUUAUCAAGUGUUUGCCGGCGGUUCUAUCACAGUAAGAAGCAAACUAAUUCAUGGAUAAGGUUCAAGGAUCGCUGGCACGUGCCGGAAAGGUGAGGGGUCAGACUCCAAAGGUGGCCAAGCAGGACAAGAAGAACAAGCUCCGAGGCCACACCCACAAGUGUAUGCAGUACAACCAUCGCUUCGUCACCGCCGUUGUUGGAUUUGGGAAGAAGCGUGGACCCAAUUCUUCAGAGAAGUAAGUAGCUUGCUAUAUGAGGAGUUUGGUUAUGGAGGCAGUGGUUGAUCAUGAAGCACCAGUUUCGCACUCUUAUAUUUUGUUUGUAGCUAAACUACAUUUCAGUUUAGUAGUUUAUAUUGAAAACCUAACUUUAUUUUGUUC